AUGGGCAUCUACACUGAAGUAUCAUUCACAGGUGUCACCAACUCUGGUGAUAUACUGGAGGAAGCUGCUGCCAGACUGUCUGUUCUGGUGUUGCGCCUCCAGAGGCCUCUGGUGUCGGCGCUGAAGAGAGCCAACAUGUACACCCUGUAUAAAGGCUACACAGAACAAGAGGUGCUGCUACUGGGUGUGCUGUCCAAGAUGGAUCUCAACGGGAUUGGCUACGACCCCGCUCGUGCCCAUCAGAUGGUGACGGAAGUGGACGGUGCGCUAGAUGCACUGCAGAGGGAGUCCUGGGCACUGGCUGGGCGUCAAUUUACACUCAACUCUGCCCGACAGGUGGAAGCCACGAUGAAGGCCCAGGUGGUACCACUGGUAAAAGGCCCCUUGCCUCCUGGUGCCCUGAGCAGUCGAGCGGCUCUGGCCCAGCUGUCCACCGUGCACCCGCUGCCAGCCAAGAUCCUUGACUGGAAGAAGCUGCGAAGCGUUGUCGCUCUGAAUCUGCGCCCCCUGGGCCUACACCAGCGAAGCCUACAGCCGAGUGGUGGAAGACUGUCUCGAAUCCGGCCGUGGAGCCAGCCCUGGACGUCUACCGGCCGAGUGAUGAUCACCGAACCCAACCUGCAGGGAAUUUUCAAGAGCUUCACAGUUUGCACUGACUCACCAGUCAGCAUCAACGUUCGUGCUGCCUUCCGGCCUUUUCCAGGUGCAGUCCUGCUGACUGCCGACUAUUCCCAGUUGGAACUGCGGCUUCUUGCGCACCUCUCACGAGACGAGCAGCUGUGCGGAGUGUUCCGUGCCGGCGGUGACGUCUUCCGCCGCAUGGCUGCCCUCUGGAGUCACUGCAAGGAGGACGCUGUCGAUGCCUCACUGCGGCAGAAGACAAAGCAGAUAUGCUAUGGCAUCACCUAUGGCCAAGGAGCACGCUCGCUUGCCCAGCAACUUGGAAUGGAGCACUCGGAAGCAGAGGCCAUGAUUGCCCAGUUCCGGCAGGCCUUUCCAGGCUUGCAGCGAUAUGCCGACCGGCUUCUGGAACGUGCCCGUAUCACGAACGAGGUGCGCACGUUGCUAGGCAGGAGGCGGCCCCUGGCAGACCUGCACAGUGGCAGCAGCAGGGACAAGGCCAAGGCGGAGCGGCAGGUGCUGAGCACAGCUGUGCAAGGCUCAGCUGCAGACCUGCUCCGACGGGCGCUCAUCUCGCUCGACAGUGCCCUCGCGCAACGCUUUCCCGACUCAAAGGGUCUGCUGCCAGAGGAGCCACCAUCACAGGGUGCCUUCUUGGUCCUUCAGAUGCACGACGAGCUUCUGCUCGAGGUGUGUGAAGCAGAUCUGGACACUGUGUCCAGCAUGGUACGCAAGGCCAUGGAGGAGGCGGCAGAGCUUUCCGUUCCUCUCGUAGUGCGGCUCCGGGCCGGACCAGACUGGGCUCAUCUGGAUGAACUGGAGGGAAGUCCAUGAUGGACGGCAGAUCGAACCGGAUUGUUGAAACUGGUGUCUUCCUCAGAAAUGCUGCUCGUGGCCUGUACAACGCCUGCUUCGCUACGAUUACCGGCAGGCAGUACAUGCUCGAUGCGGUUCCUUGUGAAUUAUAACUAGAUUAUUUAAUUUUGCUCUCCCAAUAGCCAGUGUUGUCGGAGCGGAUGAGGGGAGAAAUAAUGUAGUUAUGCGAUAACCGUUCCAUUUACCUUUGUGUGAAAACUGAAAGGGUUGGCACCUUUGUCUCUGCAUCUUUCUAAUUGAUGAAUUUGAGGCUCUCUAAACACCUCUGGUUGAUACUUGGAGAGGCGCAAAAAGACUACUCCAAAAGAAGCACAGAAAAACAGGACGACGCGCUGCUAACAGCCGACAUUUCUAUUCAGAAAGCACAUAUUUACAAAAUGUCCUGUUUUUCCAUUUUUCUUUUAUAGUUCUCUUUUCGUAUGCAUCUGAAUGAACUCGUCCCACUCGCCUCUUGUUGGCUGUACAUAGCGUGAAAGAUUGGUCGUUGUUGUGAUGCAUUUAGAGAUCUCUGACAACCGUGCUCUGUGAUGUGUUACUCUCAGUUCUGCCUGUUCUCUGACUCCGGAAACUUGCAGCACUAAGGUCCUCGUGGCUUGCAACGUUGCAGGUGUAUUCAUCUACGCAAUAUGAGAUGCUGGUCGUGGUAAAUGCGUAGAUGUGGUAAAUGCAUGCAUUCUUGAAUGUGUGUCCGAGUGCAAAGCUUGGCAACCCAACCUUCCUUUUGCUGUAUGUCGUAGCUGUCCUUACCAACAAGAACAGCAUCAUCAUUGCAGCGCGUGCUAUACGCCCAAGCAUUUUGAUUUGCAAUUGUCCUUCACGGUUUAACCAUUUUUCGCCUUCACUAUUUUUAAAAGUAUCGCUCGCGGUAAGACUGCGUCACCUUGCAGGAUAUUCAAUGGCACAAAACAGAUCAAAAAAGCAUUUGCAAGACGGACUGCCAAAUGAGCAUUAUGCAAAUAAGGUGCCCGCUUUAAAUGCCGAAAAUAAAUCUUAGUGGUUAGGUGACACCUUUCUUGCCCAGCGUAGCAUAAUGUAUAAAGAUAUUGUACCGACUCGUGCGAUGACCCUGUCCCUUUCUUUUUCGAGAUCUUAGGACAUUCAUCCCUCACAGGGGCUCAUUUGGUAAAAUGUUUGCUUCUAUUUGCAUCUCUUUUGCGUGGUAUGCACCGUAACCCAUUGUACGUAUUGUACACACUGCGAAAACAGUGAAUGCAAUCUUUUUUACAAUGAACUUUUUCAUUUAUGCAUGCAUGCGGCACAACUGAUGUUUUUGUCUUCACCGUCAGUGCCACUGGUGCUUACACUCAAUGCCAGCCAUGGCAUUGUCUGUUCCUGUUGCACUAAACCUUUCGACUGCGACUUAGAGUCGGGCAGUUGCAAAGUGCGAGAUCACUUGGAAUGCAUGAAUUGGGCUUGGUUUCUUGAUUUUUAUUCUCAGUUGAAAUUUUCUUCCUUGAUUUUAAGCUACAAAAUUAGGGGUGCGGACAUUACAAUAGUUAACACAGUACCUGCAAACUAUCCAAAAAUUUUUUUAAAUGUCUACAAAAUUGUGCUUUCACAAUUUUGCUGAUCUAGUAUAUUGCAUCUCAAGUUUGAUGAAAAUGAUAUUCUGGUC
Molecule: messenger RNA, 3112 nt
Organism: Rhipicephalus sanguineus (brown dog tick)
Lineage: Eukaryota; Metazoa; Arthropoda; Arachnida; Ixodida; Ixodidae
Product: DNA polymerase theta
Exons: 9
Coding region: 1-1455 (484 amino acids)
Biological process (GO): double-strand break repair via alternative nonhomologous end joining; DNA-templated DNA replication
Molecular function (GO): DNA binding; DNA-directed DNA polymerase activity
Source: RefSeq, a predicted model, not a curated record